GACCAUAACAAGGUGUCAAGCUCGGCAGUCUCCCUUCACCUGAUCCUAGCACCCCGACCGAUUCACCACAACACUCCCAAGCUAUACUCCCCUCUCCUAGCCGGGUGUGGGUUCUUGUUCGUAUAGAAAAAGCUAAGUAGAUCCACACCAAACGUCUAUAUCAGACCGGAAUCCCCUAACGUCAUGGAUUCGCAGUUGAUCCCCGCCAAAAGAUGCGCCCGUACUCCAGUGAUCAGUCGGGCUGCACUGGACUUGCUCGAGGCCAUCGACGGGGACGUCGUAUACGAGGAGAUGUUCCCCCUCGUCGUGGAGAUGGCCAAGGAGCUCCGUAAGCAGAGCUUCGUCCCCUGCGAGAGGAUCGUGGGGUUGUUCGAGGCAAAGGGGACCGAGGAGAACAAUAACCUCCAGUACCUCUUCUACUCAUUCCACCGGAAGACUCUGAGAGCGCUAAUCCUAGGUACGAUCCCCCACGACGUGCCCGAGAUGAACUCCUCCAACAGGGAGUACCUAUAUCCCGCCCAGGGCGCCGGCGCGUACCUGGCGGGGAUGUCCAUCGAAGGCCGCGACGGGGCUUUCCUGAGCUGCAACGAGAUCGAGGAGGUCAUAGAGACCCUGAAGCUCUACCGGGAGGGCUGCGAAGCCUUCGAGCUGCUGGCGCAGGCCGACGAGCUUGACUACGGCGGUAGCCAGCUCGAAGACGAAGACAGGCUGCGGCUGACGUUCGCUCUCAGCCUCGACAACACGUUCCUCCCCGACCACAGGCGCUGGAGAGAGGGGCAGGACUUUACGCAGCCCGCCGGCAUGGCCGGCAAGGGCGUCGCCACCAUCAAGCUCCUCGAGCGACAGCUCCAGAAGCGGCUCCGCUACAAGGAUACCGACCCGGACGUCUACCAAUUCUCGAGUCCGGCGUACGUGGGCUGCUCCGACACCAUCGCCACCAGGAUGGCGCAGCACGACCCCAGCUCGUCUUCGAUGCACUGCACGUCCAUGAUACGUAAGUUGCUGAUGGCGAGCAUCCGCCAGCUGGGCCUGAGGGUAGUCAUGCGCUCCUACCCGAUCCUGCUGGCGUGGAAGCCUUCCCAGGUCCGGCUGGCGGAGGUAUUGGUGACCGUUCUCUCCCGGUCCCUCAUCUCCGCGGCCGGCCUCAACGUCAUCCAGCCCGGGACGAGCCGGAUACCGAGGAACCAGUCCCUCGAGAGGUACGAGGACAACGAGAUGCUCGUGAUCGUGGGACGCGAAUGGCUGAACGACAACGUCGACGCGUCCAGGUUGUACCGGGCGACCAAGCCACUCUACGAAGAGUUCUGGCAAAGGGCGCAGGCGCGCUGGACUGCCGAGGAGGCGGAGCAGAUGGUAGCCGAAAUCAAUCGGCUGGAGGACAAGUUCUGGCGACUCAAACCGCUAAUCGAGCGGCUCAUAGAGGAGAGACACAACCGAAUAGCUGAGCACGAGAGACGAAUCCGAGAGUUCGACAUACUCAUACACGCAAGAUACUUGCUGCCCGAAUCCAACCCCCCGCAAGGGGGCGAGGAGGAGGAAAAUUGACUGCCUAGGAAAGCCUAGGUAGCCAGGGGAGGAUGGGCCGCCCUCGCGGCGUGCCGGGGUGUGGGGUGCGGGGUGCGGGGUUGUAUGAGAUGUUGUGUACGGGAGUCUUGGAGUUGGGGCGACUGCAGUGUUGUACGAGGUUUUGGUUUGGAGUCUGGGAGUUGAGUGAACGCAGUGUUUUACGAGAUUCUGGUAUGGGAGUAUGGGAGUUUGGGAGUUGGGGAGUUGGGUGGCCGCAGCGUUGUAUGAGAUUUUGGCGUGUCGGGUAAUGUCUGAUAUGGCGUGCUGGGUUACAUGUUGUAUGAAUAUGUGGUGUGAACGGCUACGAGGCCCGCGUGUUGCGCUGAAGUUGGGAUGGAAU
This is a messenger RNA of Annulohypoxylon truncatum, 1906 nucleotides long. RefSeq lists its product as uncharacterized. NCBI's taxonomy places the organism in Eukaryota, Fungi, Ascomycota, Sordariomycetes, Xylariales, Hypoxylaceae. The record is from RefSeq and is a predicted model, not a curated record. The transcript has a single exon. Bases 184 to 1545 code for a protein of 453 amino acids.